CAUGUGCACAUCGAUAUGCUUCGCACCAUCAUACAUAAUUAAUACGAAACUCUCGCUCAUCGCAUGCUCCAACUCAAGAGCUACUAUUGAGCCAUAGUCUCUCUGGCGCGGGAACCCUAGUCUCUUUGGCGCGGGGACCCUAGUCUCUCUGGCGCUGGGACCCUAGUCGACCUUGGAGCAUCGUGCUUCUGGCGACAUCAGACCAACGCAUAUUCGUAUCUUUACUGACUUCUGCGCGAGAUCGAACGCUGGGCAUAUGUGGAAGCUAGUACCGCAGCACUCGCCAUGGAUGAGGACUCUGCCCGUGCUAUCGACUGCUAUGCACAAAUAUUAUCAAGAAAUUCCAGGACGAGCUCGGCGAAAUCGGCUUGCCCUUUCUGCCUGUCCCAGGACAGGCUGAAGCGCGGGGUCCCCCGUUCACGUUCAAUGCCAACAAAUACCUCAGCGACGACACAGCCACGGUUCCGGUGAAUCCCGGGGCCAGUGUCGGGAUCAUCGGUGGCGGCAUCGGCGGGCUCUACGCCGCAUUGCUUUUGCAAGACAUGGAAAUUCCGUAUACUAUCUACGAGGCGAGCAACCGCAUCGGCGGUCGGCUGUACACGUACAGGGACUUCCCUAACCAGCAAACUCGCUACGACUACUUUGAUGUCGGUGCAAUGCGCUUCCCGAAGACGCCAAUCAUGGAGCCUGUGUUCGAUCUCUUCAAGUUGCUCAGGCUGAAACUGCUCGAUUAUUACUUCGUGGACCGGUACAGCAACUCGACGCUGUUCUACAACAACGUCGUCCGGCAGCGCACUGGAGGCCAGAUCACCGCUUUCGACUUCAAAUGGGACCCCGUACCCCCGCACUGGGGCGACAAGGGCGUGCAAGCGAAUGUAGACAACGUCGUGGGUCCCUUCAAGAAGCAGCUGAAAGAAGACGUGCGCAAUGAGAAUGAGACAGAUAAGGGGUGGGGGCUCAUGAUGAAAUACGAUGUGUGGUCGAUGAAGGCGUACAUGGCUGGGGACCGCAAGGAUUACGACGCUAAGCUGGACGAACUUAACCUUCUACCAUGCCCGCUCAAUGUCGUCGAGUGGUGCGAGACGUUCACCUCCUCGACAUCGUCGUACGACCGCGCCCUCACGGAGAUUGUCCUGGACAGCCUAGCGUUUGAUAACGCCGACAAGGCCGAGUGGCACUGCAUCGACGGCGGAUCCAGCAAGCUGGCCGAGGAGCUGAACACGUAUUUGGAGACAAAGGCCGAACGCAUCCCGCAUAUACUGCACAAGGACACGCGCAUCACGCGCAUUGAGCUAGAGGAGGAGAACCUCUCGAUCAACCUGUACACCGAGCAGGGUCAGAAGAUUCCUCACGGGCACGUCAUCACGACUACGACGCUGCCAUGCUUACGCGUAAUGAAUACCUCGGAGGCAAACCUCGACAUCUGGCAGAGGAAGGCGCUGCGCUCGCUCACAUACACUCAGUCGGUCAAGGUCGGCGUCAAGUUCAAGACGGCGUGGUGGCAGGACGACGGGUUGAUGAAGAAGUUCGGCGCGUUCGGCGCGAUUAUCGGCGGCCAGUCUUUCACCGACUAUAUGUCCCGCCGUGUUGUGUACCCAUCGUACGGCGCUGGCGAAAAGGUGCCGUCGUCCGUGCUCAUCGCGAGCUACACGUCGACGGGCGAUGCGCUCGCAUGGACGGGCCUCACAGGCUCUGGUGCCGAGGCGAUGAUUAAGCGCAGGGUCCUGGAUGACCUUGCCGCCAUACACCGCUUCAACAAGCAAGGGCGCGCGUUCCUGGAGGAGCAGUGGGAGGCGAUGCAUCCGUAUAGCUGGGGCACGGAUAAGAACACAAUGGGCACGUGCCUACAGGCUGCAGUCUUCGGCCCCGGCCAGUUCCGGGAGCUAUAUGUACACCUGACGCACCCCGCCGCCGAGGGUAGGCUGCACUUCGCGGGAGAGGUUGUAAGCGCACGGCAUGGGUGGGUCGCCGGCGCCCUACAAGCGUCGCACCGCGCCGUAUACGGGAUUAUAUGCACCAGCUACCCGAGCAAGCGCAAGCAUUUCGAGAACACAUGGGGGUUGCAGGAGGCGUGGGGGAGAAAGUCUCUCAUGAAGCAGGUCGCCCUAACCUUAGAGCAUGCCUUUCCGCUCGAAGCGUAAAUGUGGACGAGGCUUGUAAUGAAUCAUGAAUCAUGAU
This is a messenger RNA of Phanerochaete carnosa HHB-10118-sp, 2178 nucleotides long. RefSeq lists its product as uncharacterized. The annotation marks the transcript as partial. Gene Ontology annotation, molecular function: oxidoreductase activity. Lineage: Eukaryota; Fungi; Basidiomycota; Agaricomycetes; Polyporales; Phanerochaetaceae. The record is from RefSeq and is a predicted model, not a curated record. The transcript has 6 exons.